CCACACUCACUCUCCUCCUCACUGGAAACGACCCGCUUCAAGUCAGCGCUGAACUGCUCAGGCAGCGUGGUGCUGUGGAAGUAUGCCCUCAACGACCUGGACAUCCUCUGUCGCUUCGUAGGUGGACCAAACUCGGAGCUUUGGUUAAUCAGAAGAGAACAUCUUUUUUCCUGCUGCAUGUUUUGUCUCCUUCCAGCUUGAUGUAGAUAAUGGCUCUCUACUUGUUCGCAUGUGCUGACUGUAUUGCAUAACUGCUCUACUCCUCCGUCUUUACUGGAAAUGGCGAGGUGGUCGCCUCGACACUCAGUAAACUCAGCCGAAGCAGCCUAAGUUCUUUGAACGUGUGUAGUUUUCAGUCUUCUGCCUCGCACUCGACACCCACUUUCGAUCUCUUUACUUUUUCAUCCGGAAAUCCGAUUCGACACACCGUUCAGCUCCAGCCCGCCUGGAAUAUCCCAGUGUUGAUCUGCCUAUGGGGCCCAUCCUGCUUUUGCAUUAGAAGUGUUGCACCUGUACGAUGCCAGUGCUUCUGCAGUGAGCAGAGCCGCAUGGAGAUCCGCAGCUGAGACUCCUGACCCUCUCUCUUUUUCCUCCCCCCCCUCUGUCCUCCUUCCCCUUUUCCCUCUCCCCCCCACCUCUCACCCUCUGUUUGUUGAUGUGAGGGAUGAGCUCAGAGGAGAAGAGCUCCACCAUGUCCCAGAAGAUUUCCUCUCCAUCCCGCAGCAACAGCAGCUCCUCCUCCAAACAUGACAGCCGGCAGGACAGCUGGGAGAUUGUGGAGGGGCUGCGUGGGGGCCUAGGAAACGUUCAGGAGCCUGAUAAGCAGGAGGGCUUCAUGCUGAAGAGGAGAAAAUGGCCAAUGAAGGGCUGGCACAAGAGAUACUUCUUCUUGGACAGGGGGAUUCUGAAGUAUGCCAAGUGUUCAGCUGAUAUUGAGAAGGGCAAGCUGCAUGGCUGCAUUGACGUGGGCCUGUCUGUCAUGGCCAUUAAGAAGAAAGCCAAAUGCAUUGAUCUGGAUGCUGAGGAGAAUAUCUAUCACCUGAAGAUAAAGUCUCAGGAGCUGUUUGACGAAUGGGUCUCAAAGCUGCGUCACCACCGGCUGUACAGACAGAAUGAGAUUGCCAUGUACCCACCGGAGAAGCCGCUCUUCAGCCCCCACUUCCCCCCUACAUCCCCUGCCAGCUUCACCGAGACCCAGGCGGCCAGAAAGCGUGCCUCUCUUGCGAAGCAGUCCUCUCUCCACUCUCCUGUCCCCUUCACCAGUCAGGCCAAGGUGGCCGCCUGGCUCCAGUCCUCUGACGACAUAGACAGGUGUUCCAAAGAGUUGUCUGAGUGUGAGGCUCAGUUGUUGGAGCUGAAUCACUUGUUGAGGAGUAUGGAGGUUCUGCACCGCACCUACUCUGCUCCAGCCAUCAACGCCCUGUUGCAGGCUUCAUCAUAUGACAGCCCUAAAAAAGAGAAAAGACAUCCCCGAAAAUGGCGUUCCAAAAACUACAGCAAAGAUAACAAAACGACUCUGCAGGUUCCCAGCUGUAUCUCAUCAGGGUCCAUUCGCCUUCAUGCAUCCAAUCCCAACCUGUCCUCUGCUGAUCUGGCCAGUGAGCAAAGCUAUUCAGAACCCCUUGACCUGCCUACAGACGUGUCCAAACUGCAGGAAGACUUCUGCCGCAUCGCCAACAAUUUGCACGCUAGCAUGAAGACCGCCUUAAGCUCACUGACAGCAGAGAAGGAGAGACUGAGACAGAUGCUGGAGCAAGAGGCCUGUGCAGCUCCAUCCACACAGCUGCUGGGCCUGAAGAGUGCCCUGGCUGCUGCUUUAGCACAGAACUCUGAUCUGAGAGAGCGCCUUUGCAAGAUACACAUUGAGUCGCAUAUCUCAGAGCCCACUGUCCUUAAAAACUGCAGCACUGUGCCCCUGCAGAAGCAGGACUCUACAGACUGUGCCCGCCCCCUUGUCCACCAAGCGUCCAAUGAGAGCCGAACUUCCAUCACAGAGUCGCUGUCAGAGUUCUUUGACGCCCAGGAAGUCUUGUUGUCAGCAAGCUCUUCUGAGAACGAGCCUUCAGAAGACGACUCGUACAUCAGCGAUAUCAGUGACAACGUCUCCAUGGACAACUUCAGCAACGAAGCCCAAAAUGAGAGGCUCAACUCAGACUGUGUUGAGAAUGGCACCCCCCAGGGACAGCGGCGCACCUUCCUGCCCUCCCCCAGCCCCAACACCAGUAACAUCAGCCUGUGGAACAUCCUGAGGAACAAUAUAGGGAAGGACCUGUCCAAGGUGGCCAUGCCUGUACAGCUGAAUGAGCCACUCAACACCCUACAGAGGCUGUGUGAGGAGCUGGAAUACAGCGAGCUGCUGGACCGAGCCGCACAGACACAGGACAUGUUUGAACGCAUGGUGUACAUUGCGACAUUUGCGGUGUCAGGCUAUGCCUCCAGUUACUACAGAGCAGGAGGGAAACCCUUUAACCCUGUGCUGGGGGAGACAUACGAGUGCGAUCGGCCUGACAAAGGAUUCCGCUUCGUUGCAGAGCAGGUCAGCCAUCAUCCCCCUAUCUCUGCAUGUCAUGCUGAGUCUAAAAACUUCGUCUUCUGGCAAGAUGUCAGGUGGAAAAACAAGUUCUGGGGGAAGUCCAUGGAGAUUGUUCCUGUUGGCACCACUCAUGUGGUUCUCCCGGGCCUGGGAGACCACUAUGAGUGGAACAAAGUGACAUCGUGCAUUCACAACAUCCUGAGUGGGCAGCGCUGGAUUGAGCACUACGGUGAAAUCUCCAUUAAGAACUCCAGCAGUGAUAUCUGUCAGUGUAAAGUCACUUUCAUUAAGGCCAAAUACUGGAACUCCAGUGUGAACGAAGUGGAGGGAGCAGUAACUGACCACAAGGGGAAAGUCAUUCACAAGCUUUUUGGGAAGUGGCACGAGGGAAUAUACUGUGGCAACCCACCCUCCACUACAUGCAUCUGGAGAACCAAUCUAAUGCCUCCAGACUUUGAGCAGUACUAUGGCUUCACUAAGUUUGCUCUUGAGCUGAAUGAACUGGACCCGCAGACCAAACCACUACUGCCCCCCACAGACACCAGAUUUCGUCUCGAUCAGAGGUUACUGGAGGAGGGGAAUGUCGAGGCUGCAGAAGCACAGAAGCAGAGGAUUGAACAGCUACAGAGAGACAGACGCAGAGUCCUUGAAGAGAACAACAUAGCACAUCAGCCGCGGUUCUUCCAGAAAUCUAAAGAUGACACGUGGGUCAGCAACAGCACUUACUGGGACUUGCGGAAAGAUCCAGGAUUUGCUAAUCUGGACUGUCCAGUGUUGUGGUGAGCUAGAUCAGCACUCAUCAGCAGGCUUCUUCUGACCACUGCCUGCUCUUCUGUUCUCUGACCUACUUUCUGAAUGAAGAAAAACACAUCUCGCAGUGAGAGGUGAGGACUUACACUGGCAGAGAGACAACUUUGCCCAAGGCAAUCGCACAGAGGAGAAACUUCACUGGAAGUAGAAGACACUUCGCUACAUUUAAGCAUCCUUCCUUAUUUAAUAUUCCAUAUGCCUUAAUAUGCUUAUAAUAUUUUUUGUAGUGUCUUUAUGCAGACAUAUCCAUUGAAUGUCUAGAAAUUAUGCAAACACGACCCAGUUAAUCAUCUCUUAUCAUUGCUGUGUGCAACUAGUAGCACAAAAAUAUUGACCGAAAUAUUGUUGCAUAGUGUCCUCUUGUGGUGCAGAAUUGUACUGCAGACUGUAAAUGUUAAUGAGUUCAGCCCAAAAAAGAAAAGAACUUGUGCAUGCACAUAAAUUAUGUGUUGUGCUGUUGUCUGAUCAAAGUUACAUUGUCUACCUCUUGAAAGAGAUGGUAUGGAAAACUCUCAUGUAAUUUAAGAGGUACAUGUUAGAGUCUGAAUUCCACACCUGUCUAAUGCCUUAUGGUCACACAUAUUCAAUUUUAGUCUGUUUUUGUUAUUAACCUUUAAUAAUGUAUCACCAACAUGUUGUAUCACAGUCUUGGCAGCAUUUAGGGGUGUAUUUUAUGAGUCUCUGAGAGCCUUGUUUCAAACUCACAGAUGGACUGCCUACUCACCACACUGCACUUGUGAGUCUAGCUGAGUGUGCUCAGCUUUUCACACACAGUUUGACCUGUAAUCUGUGUCCGGUUCGCCCCGAAAAAGUGUCCGCACUUGCUGUGGAUGAAAGGGGUUGGAGGGGUGGGGGUCAUUGUGUGUUGACCGCUGAUGAGAUUCCUCUCUCCUUCAAUAAAUGAUCAUCUCCAUGACUA
This is a messenger RNA of Pygocentrus nattereri (red-bellied piranha), 4262 nucleotides long. It is a transcript of the gene osbpl3b, whose product is annotated as oxysterol binding protein-like 3b. The record is from RefSeq and is a predicted model, not a curated record. The transcript has 24 exons. Gene Ontology annotation, cellular component: plasma membrane; cytosol; perinuclear endoplasmic reticulum. Gene Ontology annotation, molecular function: cholesterol binding. Lineage: Eukaryota; Metazoa; Chordata; Actinopteri; Characiformes; Serrasalmidae. The coding region runs from base 665 to 3316 and encodes 883 amino acids.